GUUUGGAUGCCUUUUUGAGCCAUGUUCACCACAGAGGGGUCUGUGGACGAUUGCAGAGGAGUGGGAUGAAGGCAUCACCAUGACUCUGCUGUUGGAUUAUUGGAUGUUUCUGGUUGCAUUAUGUCUGAGGAUGACUACAGGCCAUGAACUAAUAAGAAUCUCCCUGAAGAAGAUGCCGUCCAUCAGAGAGUCGCUGCAGGAGAUGGGUGUUUCUGCUGAGCAGGUGCUGUCGAAACUGACCCAGAUGAGCACAGCUGAUGCCAACCACAAGGCUGUUCCCACACCUCUAACCAAUUACUUGGACACUCAGUACUACGGAGAAAUCAGCAUCGGCUCUCCGGCCCAGAAGUUCAACGUGGUGUUUGACACAGGGUCAGCAAACCUGUGGGUCCCCUCGGAGAGAUGCUCACCUUUCUCCACCGCCUGUUUUACUCACAACAGAUAUGAUGCGUCCCAAUCCCGCACUUAUGUUGAGAAUGGCACAGGGUUUUCAAUCCAGUAUGCCUCGGGAAAUGUCAGGGGAUUCCUCAGUGAGGAUGUGGUUGUGGUUGGUGGUAUCCCUGUGGUGCAGGUAUUUGCUGAAGCCAACUUUCUGUCAGCCAUGCCUUUCAUUUUUGCCAAGUUUGAUGGUGUGCUGGGGAUGGGUUACCCCAAUGCGGCCAUUGAUGGGAUUACUCCGGUGUUUGACCACAUCAUGUCUCAGCACAUCCUUAAAGAAGAGGUGUUUUCUAUCUACUACAGCAGGGAUCCAACACACUCCCCUGGUGGAGAGCUGGUCCUUGGAGGUACAGACCCAAACUACUACACGGGAAACUUUAAUUAUUUGGAAAUCAGAGAAGUAGGAAAGUGGGAAAUCACAAUGAAAGGUGUUUCUGUUGGAGCAGAGAUGAUGUUUUGUUCAGAGGGCUGCACGGCUGUUAUCGAUACGGGCUCCUCUUACAUCACAGGCCCCGCCUCCUCCAUGUCUGUCCUGAUGAAAACCAUCGGCGCUCAGCUGGAUGAAACUGGAUACAAAGUCAGCUGCGAUGCAGUGAAGACGCUGCCCAUGGUCACUUUUCAUUUGGGUGGCCGAGAAUAUCCACUCACGCAUGAGGAUUAUAUCUUAUGGCAAUCACAUGUCGAAGGGGAUGUCUGCAUCGUCACGUUCAGGGGUUUGGAUGUUCCACCACCAAUGGGUCCCAUUUGGAUUUUGGGAGCCAACUUCAUUGCUCAAUACUACACGGAGUUCGAUCGUCGCCAUAAUAGGAUAGGAUUUGCUUCAGCAGUCUGACAUAAAGUCAAACAUUAUUUAUAUUUUUGCCUGAAUAAUUUUGAUGCUAACACUCAAAUGUUUCCUGCCAUCUCUUGGUCCAUAGCGCACCAUUAGGUGUAUUAAUGAUUAAAAAGCCUUCUUCUUAACUACAGCGAUAAAAAGGAAACAUGCAUUAUUUUUUGCUUUUUUUUUUUUUUGUUCUUUGGCAGGAUUUCUACUGAACAUCUUGUGAACAUUUAUAACACUAAUUUAUGUAGGUUUUUCUGCUAAUUCAUUCUUUCUGUGAGCUGAUCUGCCUGAUAUGAACAAUAAAAUCUA
Messenger RNA from Austrofundulus limnaeus, 1570 nucleotides. RefSeq names its product renin (gene ren). Gene Ontology annotation, molecular function: aspartic-type endopeptidase activity. Gene Ontology annotation, biological process: angiotensin maturation. The transcript is spliced from 10 exons. Bases 80 to 1270 code for a protein of 396 amino acids. The record is from RefSeq and is a predicted model, not a curated record. NCBI's taxonomy places the organism in Eukaryota, Metazoa, Chordata, Actinopteri, Cyprinodontiformes, Rivulidae.